Dicrocoelium dendriticum is the source of this 840-nucleotide messenger RNA. NCBI's taxonomy places the organism in Eukaryota, Metazoa, Platyhelminthes, Trematoda, Plagiorchiida, Dicrocoeliidae. The record is from the annotation of a GenBank genome assembly.
AUGGCCUCAGUUUCUAAAAAGUGUGAAGACUCACAGUCUGUGCAAGCGGUAUCUCUUGUAGUUCCACCAUUUAUUGAAAAAGAUCCCGUCUUGUGGUUCAUGAUUUUAGAAGCUGAAUUUACUUCUAAGCAUGUUACUAGUGACUCUGCAAAGUUUAAUCACUUGCUAACACGCCUGCCAACUGAUAUUACUAUAGCACUACGUGAUCUUAUUAUUACAUCUCGUUCUCCUGACCGUUACAAUUUGCUCAAGAACGCUGUAAUAAAGCGUGUUACUCCCUCAGAGAAGUCCCGCCUGCAUAAACUUUUUACUGGUCUACAGCUAGGUUCUAGUAAGCCAUCCGCGCUGUUGUUAGAGCUGCGUGGUCUUCUUCAAGGAUCGCAUAUGGACGAGUCGCUGCUUCGAGAGUUAUGGCUUCAGCGUUUGCCUGAAAACGUACAAGCUAUGCUAUCGCUUGCGAAAUCGCAGCCUUUGUCAGAAAUUGCAGAUAUUGCUGAUGACAUGAUGGAUCGUUUCACCGGACCACCGUGUCCGUCGUCUAGUUCUGUUCGCUCACCUGACGUAGGUUUUACUGCUGACCCUUCGGUCCAAACCAUCGACACCGCUACUCCACCUUCGACUGGCGAGCUCUUAGCAGAGAUAGCCGCGCUACGGCAAGAAGUUCAAAGCUUAAAGUUACAUCGGCACCAACGGGAUUCUCCAUCCCGUUCCCCUAGCCCAUCUCGAAGACGAACACGACGCCCAAUUUGCCGUUAUCACGCACGUUUUGGAAGGUCCGCUAGAAAUUGUAUAAAACCAUGCUCAUUUCCCGUAACGGGAAAAGGACAGGCCGACACGUAG